Messenger RNA from Trifolium pratense (red clover), 2457 nucleotides. RefSeq names its product casein kinase 1-like protein 10. Gene Ontology annotation, biological process: endocytosis; peptidyl-serine phosphorylation; signal transduction. Gene Ontology annotation, cellular component: cytoplasm; nucleus. Lineage: Eukaryota; Viridiplantae; Streptophyta; Magnoliopsida; Fabales; Fabaceae. The coding region runs from base 662 to 2041 and encodes 459 amino acids. The transcript is spliced from 14 exons. The record is from RefSeq and is a predicted model, not a curated record. Gene Ontology annotation, molecular function: ATP binding; protein serine/threonine kinase activity.
ACUGUAAUCUCCUGCCAGCUUUUCACUACUCACAUCCCUCUCUUACUAAAUUCCUAAUUUUUUAGAUUUGUGUAAUUAUCACUCUAUUUGUUCAUACCUGCUUAACCAUACUCUUCUCAAUCACUCCAUUUUUCUUCUUUCUCUUCAUAUACAUAUAUUUUAUUUUAUUUUAUUUUUUGUUUUUUAUUUUUCAUUUUUAUAAAAAAAAAAGUUCAUUUUUUUUGUCUUGUUGCUGAUACCCAUUAGCAUUUUAUUUUCUGGGGUCAAUGCGGUCAAGUUCCACCAAAAUUAGGGCUUCAAUCGGUGCUAUGGGUUGAUUGAUUUCGGUGAUUUUUGUCAAAAUAAUGUAGUUUGAGUAAAUUGUGUUGUAUUCUUAUUCUGAAUAAUAUAAUAAAUUUUUCAUCUUUCAUUUUUUGUGGCGUUACAAUUUGUGUAAAUUUUGCUUCUUUUUCACUUACCCUUAUCCUCGAUUUACACCUUAUUAGCGUUUAACGGCUAAUCAGCUGAGUAUAUUGAGAAAUCUUAAUGGGUUUGAGUGAAUUAUCGAAUAAAGUUUGAAUUUUUUGAGUUUUGACCCCUUUAAGCACAAUUAGGUGCUGAAUUGGGAACAAAUCUGCGAGGAAAAGGGUUAUUGUAGUUACUGAUUAUAGGUUAAUUCACUAUGGAUCAUGUGAUUGGUGGGAAGUUUAAAUUGGGAAGGAAAAUUGGAAGUGGGUCUUUUGGGGAGCUAUAUAUAGCUGUUAAUGUACAAACUGGAGAGGAAGUUGCUGUUAAGCUGGAGCCUGUGAAGACCAAGCAUCCACAGCUUCACUAUGAAUCAAAAUUGUAUAUGCUACUCCAAGGAGGAACGGGGGUGCCUCACCUCAAGUGGUUUGGAGUUGAGGGAGAGUACAACGUGAUGGCAAUUGACCUUCUUGGACCCAGUCUGGAAGAUCUGUUCAAUUAUUGCAACCGGAAGUUAACAUUGAAGUCGGUAUUAAUGCUUGCUGAUCAAUUAAUUAACAGAGUUGAAUAUAUGCAUUCAAGAGGUUUCCUUCACCGUGACAUAAAGCCAGACAAUUUUUUAAUGGGCCUAGGACGUAAAGCAAACCAGGUCUACAUCAUUGACUAUGGCCUCGCCAAAAAAUUCAGAGAUCUUCAGACUCAUAAGCACAUACCAUACCGGGAAAACAAGAACCUUACAGGGACAGCUCGGUAUGCGAGUGUCAACACUCACCUUGGAAUCGAACAAAGCAGAAGGGAUGAUCUGGAAUCUCUUGGUUAUGUUCUCAUGUACUUCUUAAGAGGAAGUCUUCCUUGGCAAGGACUGAAGGCGGGCACCAAAAAACAAAAAUAUGAUAAAAUAAGUGAGAAGAAGAUGGCAACUUCCAUAGAAGCGCUCUGCAAAUCAUAUCCCUCAGAGUUUGUAUCAUACUUUCACUACUGCCGAUCAUUGCGGUUUGAAGACAAGCCCGACUAUUCAUAUUUGAAGAGGCUUUUUCGAGAUCUAUUUAUACGAGAAGGUUAUCAAUUUGACUAUGUUUUCGACUGGACUAUAUUGAAGUAUCCACAGAUUAGUGGCAGUUCUAGAGGGCGGCAUGACAGUGGCAAGGCGGCUAUGAAUGCAGGGCCAUCUGUACAGAAGCCAGAAAAGAUCUCAGUUGGGAAAGAGCUUCGAGAGAGAUUCACUGGUGCUGUUGAAGCAUUCUCGCGGAGGAACCCAAGUCCCCGUGGUGAACACUCCAAACAUAGGGGUUAUGAGGAGGCAGCAGCCAUACACAAGGAUGUGUAUCAUGAUCAAGAGAAGGGACGCAGUUCCGCUCGAUAUGGAAGCAGUUCAAGAAGACCAAUAAUUUCAUCAUCAACGAGGCCAAGCUCCUCAGGUGAUCAUACAGACAGUCGUACUGGCCGGCUGACCUCAUCUGUUAGCCGUCCAUCUACCACACAGAGAAUUCAACCUGUGUAUGAGACCAAACAGCCAACCUACACGCGGUCGGGAUCUACUAGAGGCAACCGCGAUGAUCCUCUGCGGAGUUUUGAACUCCUUUCUAUCAGGAAGUAGCAAACAAAUCCAGUCCCCUUUCGUCAGAAGGCAUUUUCAGAACUUUAACGUGUCUGUUGCUGCUGUUCAUGAAUGAUAUCGAACAUGAUGGACUCAUGUUAGUGUAUAUUACUGAAUUAACAUGAGGUUGUAUGAUCAACUUCAGUUCCUGAUAUCAUUUUCUGGACCAACAAGGUGGACUUUAUCCUACUUCCUAAGACAUGCUGCAGAGAGAACUAUGUUUUUCUUAUAUAAACUUUUUGCAUGUGUUUUAUUUUCUCUUAAGAUUUUUUUUUUUUUUAAGAUGAAACUAAAGAGUUGUAGUUUAUGAUGCAAUUGUCAUUGUUAUUGUUUCUUGUAUGAGAGUGGAAUUUAAGCUAGAAUUUGGCGUUGGACUUGGAAAUUGUUUCUUCCAUUGUUAUUUAUUUUCCAUGUCA